Dictyostelium purpureum is the source of this 2046-nucleotide messenger RNA. RefSeq lists its product as uncharacterized. The record is from RefSeq and is a predicted model, not a curated record. The transcript has a single exon. The coding region runs from base 1 to 2046 and encodes 681 amino acids. Lineage: Eukaryota; Evosea; Eumycetozoa; Dictyosteliales; Dictyosteliaceae.
AUGAAUAAUAAUAAUAAUGACAGAAUAGAUAGUAAUAAUAAUAAUUAUAAUCACACACAUAAUUUAGAAACAAUUACAAUAACAGAUAUAGAUAAUAAUAAUAAAAAUGAAAUAUUAUUUUUUUCAGUUUGGAGAAACAAGGUUUUAAUAAACGAAAUACAAAGACAUCAAAGGUUAUAUAAUGAAAAUAAAAUUAUACGUAUUGACAAAUCAAUGGAUCAACUUAGAUACCAUCCGCAUAGAAGAUAUGCAACAGAAAUUAUAAUUGAUGUUAAUGAACCAUUAGAACCACAUGGUCAAUUAAUACCCUAUGGUACAACCAAAUUAAAAUUCUUAUUAAAAUUUUUUAAUAAUUUAAAUAAACCAAUUCAAGCAGGCGAUAUUCCAACAACUGUCACAUCUUUACAAUUUUUUGCAAGCAAAUCAGGAUUUAAUAAUGAUUAUUAUUCUCAUUGUUUCGAUAUUAAAUCAGUUGUCCCCCCAAGUGUUACUGAAUUGCAUCUCGGUAUAAAUCAAGAAAUUUCACCAAAUACAUUACCACCAUCGCUUACAAGUUUAACAAUGGAACUAGAUCAAGAUAUACCUAUUGGAACUUUCCCACAAUCAUUAACUAGAUUAAUACAAAAUAAAUUCAAUAGAACAAUUACACCUGGUUCAUUUAGUUCAAUUGUAGAUUUAUCCCUGCACUCCUUUAAUCAAACUUUAAAAGCCGGUGACUUACCGAUAACAUGUAAAUAUCUAUAUAUUGGCUCUUACAAUCAACCACUCCAACCAAAUAUUCUUCCGCCUCAAUUAGAAAAAUUAUUUUUAUCAUCCUUUAACCACCCACUAUCAUACGGUGUACUUCCAGAAUCAAUCGCUGAUCUAAGCAUGAGCGACUUUGAUCACCCAUUAUCCAACUCUCUAUCAACACUAAAUUCAUUAAAAGUACUCUAUUUACCAAGGUUUAAUCAAGAGAUAUCAAUCCAAACAUUUCCACACUCAAUAGAAACAUUAUUUUUUAAUAGUUUUAAUCAAGUUAUAAAACCAAAUGUACUUCCAUCAUCAAUAACUAGAUUCAAUUUAGAUGCAUAUAAUCACCCACCUUCAGAUGGUGUAUUUCCAGAAUCAAUCACUUUAAUACGUAUGAACUUUAAUUACCCAUUAUCCAACUCUCUAUCAAAACUACAUUCAUUAAAAACACUCCAAUUAAAAAAAUUUAAUCAAGUUAUAAAACCAAAUGAACUUCCAUCAAUAAGUAAUCUCACCUUAGAUGAAUAUAACCACCCACUUUCAGACGGUGUACUUCCAGAAUCAAUCAAUUUACUACGUAUGAACGACUUUGAUCACCCAUUAUCCAACUCUCUAUCAACACUACAUUCAUUAAAAGUACUCGAUUUACCAUGGUUUAAUCAAUCUAUAAAACCAAAUGUACUUCCACCAUCAAUAACUAAUCUCUAUUUAAAUGAAUAUAACCAUCCAUUAGAACCACAAGUAAUACCGCCAAACGUGGAAAGGUUAAACUUAACAUCAUACAAUUGUAAUCUUGGUAAACAUUUAUUCCCAAAUACUUUAAAAUAUUUAGUUAUAUCAAACCACUCAAAUGAAUUGUUGGAAUAUGAUUUACCAUCAUCAAUUACAGGACUGUAUUUCGAAUCUAAUAUUGGUUAUACUUCAAAUCCAAUUCGAUUUCAAACUAAUUCAAUACCACCAUCAGUAAAAAAAUUAAUACUCCCAGAUAACCAUUCCCAACCUCUUCAAGUAGGUACUAUACCCAAUUCAGUAGUAGAUUUAGAACUACCCAAAUACUAUUCCCACCCUCUUCAAGUAGGUACUAUACCCAAUUCAGUUACAUAUUUAACAUUACCUAAAUUAUCUAGUCCUCUCCAAGUUGGUUUUUUACCAGAAUCUCUCACUAAAUUAAUAUUUAGAAAAGGAUUUGAUCAACCUAUAGACCCAGCUACCAUUCCACAAUCUGUUACUCAAAUCUUAUUACCUAAUAAUUAUUAUAAACACCCAAUACCAAACUCUUUAUUAAAUAUAAUAAAUAGAUACGAAAAGUUAUAA